AUGAGCAUGGAGGACCGCCCUAUUGGUGGACGUUCUUGUGCACUUUGGCCGGAAGAAGAUUCACCACCCCCUUCGAUUAUAUGUGCGAGAUGGUGCACACCGUUGGAAAUGGUCUUGGAGUGUUGGAAAAUUUUAAAAGCAAACAAGAAGGGUCAUCUUAUUGAACUGCUUGCUGUCCUCCUGCAGCACUGGACACACACGUCAUGA
This is a messenger RNA of Brugia pahangi, 207 nucleotides long. NCBI's taxonomy places the organism in Eukaryota, Metazoa, Nematoda, Chromadorea, Rhabditida, Onchocercidae. The record is from the annotation of a GenBank genome assembly.